This is a messenger RNA of Scheffersomyces coipomensis, 3575 nucleotides long. RefSeq names its product Rho family guanine nucleotide exchange factor (gene TUS1). NCBI's taxonomy places the organism in Eukaryota, Fungi, Ascomycota, Pichiomycetes, Serinales, Debaryomycetaceae. The record is from RefSeq and is a predicted model, not a curated record. The transcript has a single exon. Bases 100 to 3525 code for a protein of 1141 amino acids.
AACGCCGCAGAUCGUGUCAUAAGUUUAUUAUAAACAAGAAUUAUAGUGUGGAUAUCAUAUCAUUACAGUCUUGGUAUAUAGAUGGUCAAUUGACUAAAGAUGACCGAACCAAACAGUCAAGCAACGACUCCCUCACGGCCACGGAGGCGGCCUCCACCAAUUACUGCGGUGUCUGCUCCAGUGAUUUUAAGUCCUUCAAACCCUACCAAUAAUUAUUCAAAUGAAGAUCAAAUCAUCAUCACUCCCUAUACUACUCCAUCAAGGAUUCCUCCUGACAAUGAAAGUUCAUAUUUCGAGACGUCCACGUAUAAUGAAAGUCCAAGACUUAGUGGACCACGAGAGUUGUCAGAUUAUGAUUUGAAUAGUACCUUAACUCGUGCGGAAAGUACUCCCACCACUUAUACCAAGGAUUACUUUUUAAAUAGACGACGACUGUAUCAACAAAUGUCAAGAUCUCCUACACUCCCAGCCACGUUGAAUACCAGUCCAAAUAGAUCUCCUACACAAGAACCAUCGUCAACUACCCCCGUACUUCAUAUAGAUACGAAUUCUAAUAUGUACCUUCUGGGAGUAUCACCAAGUCCUAAUCGUGAAUAUUCAUUACGUAGUAGAUCCAUAAGUCCUACUAAAUCAUCUUCUCCUGUACAUUCGUAUCCACCAGAACAUGAUUCAUUCAUGAGAGAUGGUCAUUCACCCACCUUUAAUUAUGAUGAUGACGAUGUUGAAUUGGAAAUUGAAUAUGUAAAUAAACAGAUUGAAGCAUUGCACAAUUAUACUCAAUAUAUUUCAGGUAAAGAUGUGCUACCAACACUACCUCCUUUCGAAUAUGGGAAAAGUGAUUCAAUGUAUCCUGUAAUCCAAGCUCAAACACCGCCCGAAGAUGUGUUAGAUCAGAAACUAAAGAGUGGUAAACUACCACCAGUACCGAAACAAUUCGAUCACAGGUCAGAUUAUCAAGCCAAGUCAUGGAACGAGAGUCAUUUUAAACAAUGUGAGAAUAUUGAAUCGUUAACGUCGAUAUAUAAUUGGUGUUUGAAACUAAGAGAGUGGCUGUCCGGAUCAGAUAUGUCACUGUUUUCAUUUAAAAUGUCUAUUUUCAAACUAUUGGCUUUCAAUUAUAACUUUGAAUUUUAUUACAAUUUGAAAUGUACGGAUGAUAUAACUGAAGCUUUAUGUACAUAUAAAUGCAUUCAAUAUGUUUCCUAUGAAACUCCAAAUCUGCAUAUUCGGAUUUUGGAUGGGGGUGUUAUUCCUAGUAGAAAUGAUACUUUUUAUUAUAGAGAAGAAGGGAUAAAAACGGUCUUUGACAAAGAAUACACAGACAAACUUGACGAAAAUUUAGAUAUUGACAAGUUUGUUAAAACCAAAUGGAAUGCAAAGUUGCCAAAUCCAGUUAAGGAAGUUAAUGUGAUAGCAGAGAUUAUUGCUCUGGAAAUAUCAUUUAGAUCUAAUGCGAAUCUUUAUGUGAAAGUAUUAGCUCCAGAGCUUGCAUCUUUAGUUGUCAAGGAAUGUCAAGACUUCAAUUUUGAAACGAAUGUAUCGAGAUGGGCUGAACAAAUUAUUCAAGUUCAUGAGAGAUUCUUAUUAAGACCUUUAUUGGAUAUCAAAUUAUCAGAAGACGAACCAGAGACCAUAGUAGCUGCCAUUAAGCAGAUGCUAGAUAUAUACUUUGAUUGGUCAGAACAUGUGAAGAAACCACUUAAGGAGCAUUUCUCUCAUUUAAUUGGUAGAGCAUAUUACGUACUGAAAUUUAAGGAUCAAUUAGACAAUAUUCCAAAGAUUAGAGAACUGUCACAAAAUUCUGAAAUGUUAGCUAAUUCGGUAUUUUCAAGGUUUUCAAAGAUUAACUUACAAUUAGAAAAAUUGAAUAUGGAAGGUAUAGAUCUAGAAAGUCUUAAAGUUGCUAUGCGUUGGAUAGAUGAUUUAGGUUAUGAAGUAAAUCUGAAAAUUGAAAGAGGAGGUAAUCGAUUCCAACUUGCAAGAGUUCACAAAUUUUUAAGUUGGGGAUCUCUCAAAAAGAUUGAUCUUGAUUGGAACAGUCCAACACGAAGAUUUAUCUCAGAAGGGUUUGCCGAACUUAAAUGGAACUUUGUUAUGAGAAAGGUCACUAUCAUUGUACUUGAUAAUUUUGUAUUUGUUUUGGAAAAAUCUGAUAAGAAGAAUGAAGGUCUAGUUUUAUUUUAUAUUCCUACCAAGUUUUUAUUAAUAGAGAAGAAAGUUAAUACUGAUCCUAUUCAAUUCAAGUUAAAUUAUUCUGGUAUCAAGAGUUAUACUUUCAUGGCCGGUGAAAACUUCCCAUUUCAAAGUCUUGCUAUUCCUAAACUUUUAUUGUUUGAACGAACAAAUAAUACUUUACCAUAUAAGUUGAACCUUAUAUCAAAUUCAUAUUUUGCUUAUGAUCUAAAUGCUGAUUUGGAAUAUACUCAGCUAUACUCGGAGAUAGAUCCAAUUUACGAAUGCUCUAUUCGUGACAUUCCUCCAGCUAGUUUGGGAAAGUACAAAGAGGGUAUAGUUCUUGGCAAUUUGACUACAUCUCAAAUCAGAUGUCUGAGCUCGUUUGAGUAUAACCAUGAGAAAUAUAUUAUGAUUGGACUGGAUUUGGGAUUAUAUUGCUGCAAAUUAGGUACAACUAAAUGGAAGUUAGUUAUGGAUGGUGAAAGCAUAACUAAAAUAAGAACACUUGAACAGAAGAGUCUUGUGUUUUUCUUGUCUAAGAAAAGAUUGAGAUAUUUCACCUUAGAAAAGUUAAUAGAGAUGUAUGAUAGAAAUAUGAGAAUGAGUAGUGGUAAUUUACUUUCAAGUGGAGAAGUCGACUUUUUUGAACUUGGACAAUAUGAGAAGGAGCAGAUAGUUAUCUAUGGGAAGAGAGAAGGGACCAAAACAUUCUUGAGAACUAAGGUUCCAGUAACCGAACAUGGUGGUAUUUUCAAUGGAUUUAGUUCAAAGGAUCCAUUUUACGAUCCAGGUGAAUGUAAUGGAGUAGCAAUAUUCAGGGAAUUUAUUGCAAUUUAUUCAAAUAAGAAUUUCACUAUCAUGAACUUGAAUCAAUUGGAAGCUAAAUCAGUAAGUGAAAGAAUUAAAAGAUAUAUCGACGGUACCAAUAUUACUGAUGCUAAAACUAGAAUUGGACUUGAUUCUAUUUAUAACGCAUUAUCAUCUUCUGAUGCCAGACCGAUGGGAAUGUUUAGAUUAAAGAGUCUGCAAAAGAAUGAAUUUAUACUUGCAUACCGGAAAUUUGCCGUUUUUGUUAACAAGGAUUUGAAUUUAACUAGAAGUUCCAAGUUGGGGUUUGCAUUUGUGGCUGAUUCAGUUGCGUUUAAGAAUGAUCAUUUAAUAUUAGUUUGUAAAGACGUUAUUGAAAUAUGGGCAAUUCGUAAUAAUGGCCGUCCAAUAACCAAGCUUGUUCAAGUUCUUGCCGGCAAGGAUAUUAAGAUGUUAAAUAGUAGCCUGCUUGUGUUUUCAAUGAUAAAUCCUGUAUUACCAAAAUUCAGAUUGAUAUUCCAAUUGACACUUGCAACCAAAUAGACGUUUAUAUAGAGUGAUAGCAUAACAAUGUAACGAUAUCUAAUUAUGUU